CACAAUCCCCAUCCCGUCCUCCCGCACGCGUUCCUUUCGUCGUCGCCAAUAAUUUCGCCGGCGAAUCCCCCUCGUUCUCCCGCUCAAGAUUGCUCCUAGUUUCGCUCUCCGAUGGCAACAAGACCCGUCGCAUCUUGAGCAACAUCGGCAUCCGUUGGCGUCCGCAACCAGCGGCGUCCGCAAGGACGACGGAUCGAGCCGCCUCCUGCCAAGAAGAACAAGAUGGGUCCCUCAAGGGCAACCAAUUUCACUCGACGAUGGGUCACAGCGCGUGGUGGCAACUCCAGAAGCCGGCGACGAUGGAAGAAGCAGAAUGUACUACACUCAUGAAGAAGACUUGCUGCUGAUUGAUCCGUUUGUGAUGGCGGCGGAGGGGGAGGGGGAGCAGGGGAAGACGGUGGUGGUGGUCGGGGUGGACGACAGCGAGCAUAGCAGCUACGCGCUGGAGUGGACGGUGCAGCACCUGGCGUCCGGCAUGGCCGGCGGCGCCGAGCUCGUCAUCGUCCACGCCAAGCCGUCGCCGUCCUCCGUCGUCGGCUUCGGCGCCGGGCCCGGGUCCGGCGAGGUGGUGAGAUUCGUGGAGGCCGACCUGCGCAAGACGGCGGAGGAUGUCGUCGAGAGGGCGCGCCGCCUCUGCAUCGCCAACGCGAUGCACGCGUUGAUCGAGGUGAUCGAAGGGGAGCCCAGGUACGUGCUGUGCAACGCGGUGGAGAAGCACAACGCGGGGUUGCUCGUCGUCGGCAGCCAUGGCUACGGCGCGAUCAAAAGGGCCUUCCUGGGGAGCGUGAGCGACUACUGCGCCCACCAUGCGCACUGCUCCGUGAUGAUAGUCAAGCAACCCAAGGCCAAGCGCCCUCGCGCUGAGGCUGCGUAGCGUGCGAGUACCAAAUCCAAUGUGUCCGUAGUUCGUUGUGUCAAAACCUGUAGCAGCAGCUGCUUGCGUUCUGUACAUGGGAUGAUUUAUGUGUGUUGAUUUCGUAGGCUUCUGUGUAUGAGAUGGUUUGUCAUUUGUGUGUAACUUUCAUAGGCUUCUAUAUCGAAAUGUUUGCGCGUUAACCUA
Oryza brachyantha (malo sina) is the source of this 1060-nucleotide messenger RNA. Its product is annotated as universal stress protein PHOS34-like. The transcript has 6 exons. Bases 314 to 874 code for a protein of 186 amino acids. NCBI's taxonomy places the organism in Eukaryota, Viridiplantae, Streptophyta, Magnoliopsida, Poales, Poaceae. The record is from RefSeq and is a predicted model, not a curated record.